UUCAUUUCAAAAUCAUGUUAUAUUUCAAUUCCAACUUCUUCUUCUUCUAAUUAUAUCAUCAUGGACAGAAACAAUUCCCGCAGACAAGUUGCUGCAUUGAAACAGUCACUCUUUGAUCAGGGACUUCUUGAUGAACAAUUUAUCCAACUUGAAGAACUUCAAGAUGAUGCUAAUCCUAAUUUUGUUGAGGAAAUUGUCACUCUUUACUACCGCGAUUCAUCUAGGCUUAUCUCUAACUUGGAACAGACACUGGAGAGGAAUCCAUUGGAUUUCAACAAACUGGACACAAUCAUGCAUCAGUUUAAAGGAAGCAGCUCAAGCAUUGGAGCGAAAAAGGUGAAAGCAGAAUCGACUCAAAUUAGGGAAUAUUGCAGAACAGGAAAUGCAGAAGGGUGUAGGAAGAGUUAUCAACAAAUGAAGAAAGAAUAUGUAGCUUUGAGAAAGAAACUUGAGAAUUAUUUUCAACUAGCUAGGCAAGUUGGGCCUAUUGAAAGAGCAUGUCGCCCAAAGUAAACAACACCUUAUAGAAUAGAGAUAUAUUGAAGGCAUGAAAUGAAAGUGUAAUUGGUGAAUUUUGUAGAAGAAAACAUGUUCAGUAUUCACCAAUAUAUAAUAUACAAGGUCUAUCCAAUGUUUUUUGUAAUCAAAAAGGGAUAUAAAAAUCCUGCUAUGGAGCUUCAUAGAGUUUAUACUAUUAAUGCAGAGGAAAUUAUGUUGCCGCAAGUUACAAGUAUCUUUAUCCUUAUUCUUUCUUUCUAUGCUAUUGGCUCAAGUAUAAAAAUCUAUUGCCAUUUAUGUUACCUCAACUUAAAUAUGAGGAAUUGGGAGGGAGAUUACCAAAUUCUGAAAACAGAAAAAUAAGAGAGACUGUUUCCUGCAAUAAAGAGGUGAUCCACAUAAACAAGUUAAUCAGUGUGUUAGAGUGGAAAUUUAAGCAGGAGAAAACUCAACGAAUAGUGCUAGCCACGUUGAAAAAUGCUAAGUGUAAAAAAGUCUCGACUGAAAAACUUCAACUUAUUAAUCAUGUCGAGUAAAGUAGUUCGACUAGCGUGGUAAGUGUUGUACCCUAAAAUUUAUCCUCCUAAUUUAUUUCUAGCUGGCUUAAGCUUUGCAUUAGGUCAUAUGCAUACAUACAUAUCAUUCGCACUGUGGUAACCGGAUGAAGGUUUCAUCUUUCAAGAGUUACAGCAAAUGAUCAUUCCGUCAGUUAAUAAAGUGAAGCAGAAUUCAGGUUUCUGGAAGUUCGAUUACGGCCCGCAUAUUUUCUUAAGCUCUUAAAUCGAGGACCAUCAAGUGCUCAUCAUUACAAGCUCCCAUGCAUUCCAGUAUGCUUUGAAUUGCAGAAGAAAUCAAGUGUUUUCGUUGCUUCGAGACAAUUCAGAUCAAAAGUCUGUUUUACUUUGCGAGUUUGAAAUUCGUAACUUCCGUCCGAAAAAUCAUGUUGUGUUAGUUCUUGCGCCAUUUUAGCCUUCUUGACGUUCUCUAUAUUUUUUAUGUUUGGGCCGGAAGCCGAUUCUUUGAGGAAGACUCCCAAAAGUACAAAUCACCUAAAAUUCGGACUUGCUAGUCAACUGUUUCUUGGAUGUUCUGAAAUUCAUAACUUCUGAUCGGAAAGUUGUUUUGAAGCGAUUCUUGCACCAAAAGAACCGUCUUGAUGUCUACUUCGUUUCAUAUGUCCGAGCCGAGAAUCGAUUCUUUGAGGAAAAUCUCCGAAUAUGCGAUUACCCUGAAGUUGUAUAGUGAAAAUUUAGUGGAAACGGUGUGCUGAACCGUCAUCCUUCGGAUAUUCAAAAAUUCAUAACUUUUGAGUCGUUCAACAUUUUUGAGCGGGUCUUUUUGCUAAUGGUCCAUCUUGACGUCUUCUUCAGUUCAUGGGGUUUUAUUUGUAUGACAGCGACACAUGAAAUAAGUUGAAAAUUUAGCUUUUUAAGCUUGAUAUUAAUUUUGUUGUUGAUUGAUAUUGAAUGAUAUUUG
This is a messenger RNA of Vicia villosa (hairy vetch), 1974 nucleotides long. Its product is annotated as histidine-containing phosphotransfer protein 4-like. The coding region runs from base 61 to 513 and encodes 150 amino acids. The record is from RefSeq and is a predicted model, not a curated record. Gene Ontology annotation, biological process: phosphorelay signal transduction system; phosphorylation; cytokinin-activated signaling pathway. The transcript is spliced from 5 exons. NCBI's taxonomy places the organism in Eukaryota, Viridiplantae, Streptophyta, Magnoliopsida, Fabales, Fabaceae. Gene Ontology annotation, cellular component: cytoplasm; nucleus. Gene Ontology annotation, molecular function: protein histidine kinase binding; histidine phosphotransfer kinase activity.